UUAUUAUUUAUUUAUUUCUCUCUGAAUUUGCUUCUUCUUUCUCCUUUGCCCUGCUGAUGGCUUUUUUUAUCUGGCUUCAGUGUCAGCCAACGAGUGAUUCUUGAUUGAAUCUUUGAAAGAAAAACACCCAAAGACUAUUCUUCACUAUUUUUUUCUUUUUAUUCCAUCUAUCCUCUUCGGCUUAAGAGUGAAUUUGAAGGAGAUUUUGGCUACAAAAACUUUGGGUGUUGUUAUUUUUUGAGUGUUUGGUCGAUUUUGAUGGGAUUUGUGUGUUUUGGUUUCUGGGUUUUUCUUGCUUUUUGUUGAUCUUAAUUUGGGUGAAUUCAACAGUGAUAAAAAAAGGCUUCAAUUUUGUUCAGCUUAGUGAUGAAGCUUAAGCUGAAUUGAGAGGAGGAAAAAUGGAGCUUUUUGGAAUCUGAAGUUGGCCUUCUUUUGUUGACAAAUUGAUUAGAUUCUCUGGGAUUCCAAGUUUUUGUUUUGGGUUGUGUUUCUGGUGAGGAUGAAAGAAGAUCCUCACUGGAUAUUUUGUUGGAUGUUUCAAGGACACUCAAAUUCCACUGUUUACAGGCUUUCCAAGAUGAUUACUUUCAUGGAGUCGAAAGAGGAAAUCAAGGAGAGGCAGAUGUGCUUGGAUUCUCAGCUAUGGCAUGCCUGUGCUGGAGGAAUGGUUCAAAUGCCUUCAGUUAAUUCCAAAGUCUUUUACUUUCCUCAAGGCCAUGCUGAGCACGCUUGUGGCCCUGUUGAUUUGAGGAACUGCCCUCGAAUACCGCCUUAUAUACUUUGCAGAGUGUCUGCUAUUAAGUUCAUGGCCGAUCCCGAGACCGACGAGGUCUUCGCAAAGAUUAGCCUGACCCCAAUUGCUACAAACGUGCUCGAUUCUGAAGAUGAUGGAAUUGGAGGCAUCCUUGGGAAUGAAACACAGGAAAAACCGGCUUCUUUUGCCAAGACAUUGACUCAAUCAGAUGAAAACAAUGGAGGGGGGUUUUCGGUUCCGAGAUACUGUGCCGAUACUAUAUUCCCUAGAUUGGAUUACGCUGCUGAUCCCCCUGUUCAGAAAAUUCUUGCUAAGGAUGUCCAUGGGGAAACCUGGAAAUUUAGACAUAUAUAUAGGGGUACCCCAAGGAGACAUCUCUUAACCACAGGAUGGAGCAAUCUUGUGAACCAUAAGAAGCUUGUUGCAGGGGAUUCUAUCGUGUUUUUGAGGGCGGAGAAUGGUGACCUAUGUGUUGGUAUUCGAAGGGCUAAGAGGGGCAUUGGAGGAGGGCCCGAGACUUCGUCUGUAUGGAAUGCUGCUGGUAGUAAUUGUUUGGUACCAUAUGGAGGGUUUUCAGCAUUUAUGAGGGAAGAUGAGAACAAGUUGAUGAGAAAUGGGAGUAGCAACGGGCUUAGCUCGAAUAGUAAUUUGAUGGGCAAGACAAAGGUAAGACCUGAACAUGUUAUUGAAGCUGCUACUAUGGCUGCCAAAGGCCAACAGUUCGAGGUCGUUUACUACCCCAGGGCGAGUACCCCUGAGUUUUGUGUGAAGGCCUCUUUAGUGAAAACAGCGUUACAGAUCCGGUGGUGCUCCGGAAUGAGAUUCAAAAUGGCCUUUGAAACAGAAGAUUCUUCACGGAUUAGUUGGUUUAUGGGCUCCAUAUCAUCUGUUCAAGUUGUCGAUCCCCUCCGCUGUCCAGACUCACCUUGGAGGCUUCUUCAGGUUACGUGGGACGAACCAGAUUUGCAUCAAAAUGUAAAAUGUGUAAGCCCUUGGCUGGUUGAAUUGGUUUCGAACAUGCCCGCAGUUCAUCUAUCUCCCUUUUCACCACCGAGAAAGAAGUUCAUCUAUCUCCCUUUUCAGCACCCAGAUUUCACCCCUGAUGGUGAACUUCCACUGCCAACAUUUUCAGGCAACCUCCUUGGGCCCAGCAACCCCUUUCGGUGUCUUCCGAACACCAGCCCUGCUGGCAUGCAGGGAGCCAGGCAUGCUCAUUAUGGUCCAUCUAUAUCGGAUCUCCACCUCAAUAAACUGCAGUCAGGUCUGUUUCCGAGUUGUUUCCCGCCGUUUGAUCAUACAGCUACACCCAAUAGGAUAUCCAAUGGUGGCCUAGUUGUUCGAAAUCCCAACAUGAAUGAGAAUGUGUCUUGUGUGCUAUCCAUAGCCCACUCUACUGAGAAUUCUACGAAAACUGACCAAAAAAAGACGCCUUUGCUUGUACUUUUCGGUCAGACAAUCCUUACCGAGCAGCAGAUCUCUCGCAGCUGCUCGAGUGAUGCAGUCUCUCUGGUUCUCAAAGGGAAAAGUUCUUCAGAAAAGAACCUGAAUCAGACGGCAAACUUUUCCGACGGUUCUGGAUCCACGAUCCAUCAACAACACUUACCAGUACGUGCAUCAUGCGAAGGCUUCCAGUGGUACAAAGAUAACCACCACGAAGCUGAACCCAACUUGGAGACUGGUCACUGUAAAGUAUCAAUGGAAUAGGAGGAUGCAGGUCAUUUGCUUUAAACUUCGAUUGUCCAAGUGACGAACCGUAUUGAAGAUUCUCAUACUCCGAGCCAUUUACGCCACCGUAUAGGGAUGUAAAAAGUUGACUCGACCUGUAAAACUGAUUGAAACCGACCCGAGUCAAAACUGUUUUUGACAUGCGCUGUGGCGAUCCAAAACCGACUUGAGUCGGAACUGGUGUUGACCUGAACCCGAGUUGGACCUGGAAAUUGUGGAUCCGAACCCGACCUGCAUCCGACAU
Messenger RNA from Hibiscus syriacus, 2723 nucleotides. Its product is annotated as auxin response factor 18-like. The transcript has 3 exons. The record is from RefSeq and is a predicted model, not a curated record. Gene Ontology annotation, molecular function: DNA binding. Lineage: Eukaryota; Viridiplantae; Streptophyta; Magnoliopsida; Malvales; Malvaceae. Gene Ontology annotation, cellular component: nucleus. Bases 500 to 2458 code for a protein of 652 amino acids. Gene Ontology annotation, biological process: regulation of DNA-templated transcription; response to hormone.